AUGGUGCCCACGGUGGGGAGACACACAGGUCCACGAGGCAAACUUCAACAAGUUGUUUCUCCUGAGGGCGUCGACACUUCUGGCAUCUAUAAUUCUUCUGUUUAUAGUUCUGGCAUCUAUAAUUCUUCUGUUUAUGGUUCUGGCAUCUAUAAUUCUCCUGUUUAUAGUUUUGGCAUCUAUAAUUCUCCUGUUUAUAGUUCUGGCAUCUAUAAUUCUUCUGUUUAUGGUUCUGGCAUCUAUAAUUCUCCUGUUUAUUGUUCUGGCAUCUAUAAUUCUCCUGUUUAUAGUUCUGGCAUCUAUAAUUCUCCUGUUUAUAGUUCUGGCAUCUAUAAUUCUCCUGUUUAUAGUUCUGGCGUCUAUAAUUCUUCUGUUUAUAGUUCUGACAUCUAUAAUUCUCUAGUUUAUAGUUCUGGCAUCUAUAAAUCUCCUGUUUAUAAUUAUGGCAUCUAUAAUUCUCCUGUUUAUAGUUCUGGCAUUUAUAAAUCUGUUUAUAAUUAUGGCAUCUAUAAUUCUGUAGUUUAUAGUUCUGGCAUCUAUAUAAAACCUGUUCACAUGGUAAUACUUCACAAACCUCCUCUUAAAACUCAAAUAAACCUUUAA
Molecule: messenger RNA, 600 nt
Organism: Homarus americanus (American lobster)
Lineage: Eukaryota; Metazoa; Arthropoda; Malacostraca; Decapoda; Nephropidae
Product: repetitive proline-rich cell wall protein 1-like
Exons: 2
Coding region: 1-600 (199 amino acids)
Source: RefSeq, a predicted model, not a curated record